CUUCAGGUUAUACAAAGCGAAGUGUAACUGCAUUACCGAAAAAAAAAUAUGCACAUCUAUCCUUUGCAAGAAAUAUUUUAUUUACAAAACACUCGAACUUUAUCAUACCACGUACUGAUAAAACUCUUUCUUCACGAGAUAAUAUUUCCCAUGCAAUACGAGAAUAAUACUUAGCUGUAUAUGUUACAAAAACUAUUUCAGACGUAAUUGAAUGUUAUUAGGUUAUAAUAUCUGUAUUUUGUGUCCAUAUUUUGUUUGUCAUAAUAUAUAACGUUUCCCUUAAAAUACACAUCGAUUUUCUUCGAUUAUCGAUAUUACGAAAAUUAUACCACUUAUGUAUAAGAAAAAAGUAUUGUAGUAUUAAUAAACAAAGGAUUUUACUGGUCAGUAGACACAAUGGAAAAUGCAGCAGCCUCAAUUUUGAAGCGAGCUGUCGAAAAGGAUGAAGAAGAACAGUAUACUAUGUCCCUUUUAUUAUACCAAGAAGGUGUACAAAUACUUCUUGACACUAUAAAAGAGACAAAGGAUCCAGUUAAAAGCAAACAUUUUACUGUUAUGACAUCGCGAUAUCUGGAUAGAGCAGAGAAAGUAAAACAAUUAGUCGAAAGAAAGAAAACACAAGGUACAUACAGAGAAUUAAUAAAGAUUAAGGAUGGCGCAAUUGGUUAUGGAUACAAUAGUCUUUUUGGUAGAUUUUUAGACGCUAUGGUUACAUAUAUUCAAAUAGAAGAUCCAUAUAUAAGGGCAUUUCAUCAGUGUCAAAAUUUAGUAAGAUUAUGUGAAUUGGCAGUUCAAAAAUGUCAUUCUCUAUCAAAAAUAUCUCUCAUUACUACAUGCGAUCCAGAAGAUUUCAAAAAUCAAUCUAAAAGACUUGAAGAAUUGAAACACAGCCUGAAAUCGCAUCUUAUAUCAUUUGAAAUUACAUAUUCUGAUACAUUACAUGACAGACAAAUUGUACUUAGCAAUGGAUGGAUAAUAAAAAUAGGACGUGGUUUAGAUUAUUUUAAAGCACCAAAUGGAAAGUUUGUUUUGGGUUAUUGUGAUCUUGAAUUAAGAUCAUGUCAGGAAACUACAGUAGAUAUCUUUCAUAGUAGUCAACUGAAGAAUACUGUACCAUGAUAGAUAAAAAUGAAAAGUAACUAUUAAGACGCGAACAUAUCAAAGCAAAAAUUUUAUUUUCUUUAAACUAGUAUUAAUAUGUAAAAAAUAAUGAAAUACGUGUUUUGUCCUGUUUUUACUUUAAGAAAUAGUUGAAAUGAAUUUCAAUGAUCAGUUUUUAAUCUUAAAGGAAAGUUUUUAUCUUUUCAAGGGUCAGUUUUUAUUCUUGAAGGAAAAAAAAAUUUCGCUUUAAAAACAUAAUUCUAUAUUAUUAGAUUUAUUAGAUAUGAACACAGGGAAUUUCUUAUGUGAAAAUUUUUGGCCAGACCAAUAGGCUAGUUUUUAUAUUUUUAUCAAAAUUAUAAUAUACCAUUUAUUCAUUUAUAUUAUUAUACAAUUAUAUUUUGCGAGAAUCAUUUAUUCAAUAUUGCAAAGUAUAUUAAAUUUAUUCAAUUAAUAUCAAUU
Messenger RNA from Vespa velutina, 1563 nucleotides. Its product is annotated as MIT domain-containing protein 1-like. The coding region runs from base 397 to 1119 and encodes 240 amino acids. The transcript is spliced from 5 exons. The record is from RefSeq and is a predicted model, not a curated record. NCBI's taxonomy places the organism in Eukaryota, Metazoa, Arthropoda, Insecta, Hymenoptera, Vespidae.